Messenger RNA from Dama dama (fallow deer), 499 nucleotides. RefSeq names its product non-histone chromosomal protein HMG-14-like. Gene Ontology annotation, molecular function: nucleosomal DNA binding. Gene Ontology annotation, biological process: chromatin organization. NCBI's taxonomy places the organism in Eukaryota, Metazoa, Chordata, Mammalia, Artiodactyla, Cervidae. Gene Ontology annotation, cellular component: chromatin; nucleus. The record is from RefSeq and is a predicted model, not a curated record. The coding region runs from base 1 to 306 and encodes 101 amino acids. The transcript has a single exon.
AUGCCCAAGAGGAAGGUCAGCUCCGCCGAGGGAGCGGAGAAGGAGGAGCCCAAGAGGAGAUCGGCGAGGUUGUCAGCUAAACCGGCUCCUGCAAAAGUGGAAACGAAGCCAAAAAAGGCGGCGGGAGAGGAUAAAUCUUCAGACAAAAAAGUGCAAACAAAAGGGAAAAGAGGAGCAAAGGGAAAACAGGCGGAAGUGGCCAACCAAGAGACUAAAGAAGACUUGCCUGCAGAAAAUGGAGAGACUAAAAACGAGGAGAGCCCAGCCUCUGAUGAAGCAGAAGAGAAAGAAGCCAAGUCUGAUUAAUAACCACACACUCAGUCCUGUCAGUGGUCCCUGUUUCCCUUCUUGUACAAUCCAGAGGAAUAUUUUUAUCAACUAUUUUGUAAAUGCAAGUUUUUUAGUAGCUCUAGAAACAUUUUUAAAAAGGAGGGAAUCCCACCUCAUCCCAUUUUUUAAGUGUAAAUGCUUUCUUUUAAGAGGUGAAAUCAUUUGCUGG